Molecule: messenger RNA, 8697 nt
Organism: Xyrichtys novacula (pearly razorfish)
Lineage: Eukaryota; Metazoa; Chordata; Actinopteri; Labriformes; Labridae
Source: the annotation of a GenBank genome assembly
UUUCGGCUUUCCGAGAUUUCGUAAACGCAGCAUCAAUCCAGCCAACCCACGUUGCCAACUGCCGUUAAACUAGAAGAAGAAGAAGAAGAAGAAGCCAACCCACGUUGACUUAGGCACUACAGUAGUGGUUAGCUUACUGCCUUGCAGAGGAGACCUCUGUUUUUGUGGAUAAACACCUAAACAUGAGUGCGACUUGGGGCAAAUGUAAGUCCGUGCUGAUCACGGGCUCCAGCAGAGGCCUCGGGCUGCAGAUGGUGAAGGACCUGGCUAAGAGGAGCAGCAGACCGGCCACGAUCAUAGCGUCAGCCCGCAACCCCACCGGCUCUACGGUAACACACACCUGCAUUACUCCGCGUGUACUGACUGUUCAAGCCGCAAAUUUAUUGCUGACACGAUUGCUGUGGAAGCAAUAACCGGAAAAAGUGCAUUUUCAACGCUCCGUGGCUUUAGUGCAUGUGUGGGAGCUAACAGUGUCCCGGUUUGUUCCCAGGUUAGUCUGGACUUUCUCUUGGUGGUAUUAACUACUGGACUGAAUAUGAGCACACAUUCAGCUCAAGAGUUUUCUGUAUUGAUGCUGGAAGAGCUGGUGGUUACCUGUCGUAGCACUGAGGAGGGAUAAAAAAUAAUCUUUACAAAAAUGUAUUCCAAGUAUCUGACCCCGCACACAAUUAGUUUUUUUUUUUAUUAUUAUUUUUACAAAAUUUAUGAAGCUAACACCGACCAAACAGUCCUGGGAAACAGAAAUUAAAAUAAUGAUGCCACUAAAAGCAGCAUAAGACACCCUCUUAAAUGUAAACUGCAUAUUUCUAUUUCUUAGGUUUACUAAGAUGAUGAAAAUCCGGGGUACAAACUGAAGAUAGUUAGGGGAGACCGGGGCUUGUUGUCACAUGGGUAGGUUGUCAUGUUGCAAUUACCAGAGGGCACAACUGAAAAGUGGAAUACUAGUUUUCUUCCUUUACAUAGUCAGGGGUCCUGUCCUGUCUGAGAAGAGAGGAGCACAUGAUGAGCUGAGAUGAGCGCCAAUUAACAAUUUUGCACAACUCGAAGUAAAAAAAAAAUCCCAUUAUAUAUUUUAGAAUAAGCUUCUUCCAGAUAAAAAUCCUAGCAGUGACACAUGUGGACUUGUUAGAGGAGAAAUUAUGGCAUCCUUCAUACCUCAGUCAUUGUUCUGUUUUAAGCUAAAUUUAAGCUAGAGCUUUAAUUAGCAAACAUGGUAGUUUGGGGCAACAUGUCUGUCAUUUUGGAGUUAGUUGUCAUAUGUUUAAAAGGGAUUAAAACUAACAGAGUCUGCUUAUCAGCAGUUGUCAAUGAAAUUUUGACUUUUCUCUUUGAGAACAAAAGUGGUUUAAAGGGAAAGAGAGACCGAGAAGAGAAGGUCAGGAAUUUCAAAAGAGUUGCAUAACAGUUGCACAAUCUUUUAUGUUAACGAUUGUUCAAUGGCUAUGUUCACUGACUUUUUCUAGCUCAAUAAUAAACAUUUUCUGUGCCUGACUUUGAUGUUCACUUUCAAGUAAAAAAAUGAGAACAACAAUAAUCAUGUCCUUGUUUUAUUACCUGCAAAAUCCACUGUGACAUCUUACCCCAUAGAGUGAGAGUCAGAAUAAUGUGUAUAAAUGUAUAUAGAAGUUAUCAUUUUUACUCACAUUCUUAUGUAAGAGUUUACUACAAGUAUGAACUGUUUUGACCUCUUGUUACACAUCAUAUAAGAGUGUUUUCUAACUUCUCUCUCCAAUAGCUUUAUUACACAACACAUUAGUGUUUCUUCAUUUUUCUGUGACCUCAUUUCUCCUAUCAGCAGGUGUGUGUGUUGUAACCUCCACUGUGAAUCGUGGGAAGUAAUGAGGAUUGUUUGAUGCAACAAUGUCGCCCUCACAUAUUCUCUAUUGUUCAUUAUUCUGUUUUAUGAGAGUGCUUACGUUGCUGCAGAUAUUUUUCCCCCAUCCUUUAGAAACAUUGUGUAACCAGGGACAACCCUAAAUAAAAGAGACGGGACAGAAAUACCUUCAGAGUGGUUUUGAGAUUGUACCUGAUACUAUCUCCGUCCAUUCUCCUCGAGUAUAUACCAUUGUCUUUCUCUUCUUUAUAUGUUUUCAGGUACUUGGGCAGGUUUUUAGACCCAACAGUGAGACAACUUACCCGAUGGUGGGGCAACAUGUCACAUGUUUACACUCUCCGCUUAAUUGCUUAUAACUCUGUACUGACACAUGAUAUGAAAAUGACAUGAAUACAAAAUAUAUAUACACUCACCGGCCACUUUAUUAGGUAUACCUGUCCAACUGCUCGUUAACACUUAAUUUCUAAUCAGCCAAUCACAUGGCGGCAACUUAGUGCAUUUAGGCAUGUAGACAUGGUCAAGACAAUCUCCUGCAGUUCAAACCGAGCAUCAGUAUGGGGAAGAAAGGUGAUUUGAGUGACUUUGAACGUGGCAUGGUUGUUGGUGCCAGAAGGGCUGGUCUGAGUAUUUCAGAAACUGCUGAUCUACUGGGAUUUUCACGCACAACCAUCUCUAGGGUUUACAGAGAAUGGUCCGAAAAAGAAAAAAUAUCCAGUGAGCGGCAGUUCUGUGGGCGGAAAUGCCUUGUUGAUGCCAGAGGUCAGAGGAGAAUGGCCAGACUGGUUCGAGCUGAUAGAAAGGCAACAGUGACUCAAAUAACCACCCGUUACAACCAAGGUAGGCAGAAGAGCAUCUCUGAACGCACAGUACGUCGAACUUUGAGGCAGAUGGGCUACAGCAGCAGAAGACCACGCCGGGUGCCACUCCUUUCAGCUAAGAACAGGAAACUGAGGCUACAAUUUGCACAAGCUCAUCAAAAUUGGACAAUAGAAGAUUGGAAAAACGUUGCCUGGUCUGAUGAGUCUCGAUUUCUGCUGCGACAUUCGGAUGGUAGGGUCAGAAUUUGGCGUCAACAACAUGAAAGCAUGGAUCCAUUCUGCCUUGUAUCAACGGUUCAGGCUGGUGGUGGUGGUGUCAUGGUGUGGGGAAUAUUUUCUUGGCACUCUUUGGGCCCCUUGGUACCAAUUGAGCAUCGUUGCAACGCCACAGCCUACCUGAGUAUUGUUGCUGACCAUGUCCAUCCCUUUAUGACCACAAUGUACCCAACUUCUGAUGGCUACUUUCAGCAGGAUAAUGCGCCAUGUCAUAAAGCUGGAAUCAUCUCAGACUGGUUUCUUGAACAUGACAAUGAGUUCACUGUACUCAAAUGGCCUCCACAGUCACCAGAUCUCAAUCCAAUAGAGCAUCUUUGGGAUGUGGUGGAACGGGAGAUUCGCAUCAUGGAUGUGCAGCCGACAAAUCUGCGGCAACUGUGUGAUGCCAUCAUGUCAAUAUGGACCAAGCUCUCUGAGGAAUGCUUCCAGCACCUUGUUGAAUCUAUGCCACGAAGAAUUGAGGCAGUUCUGAAGGCAAAAGGGGGUCCAACCCGUUACUAGCAUGAUGUACCUAAUAAAGUGGCCGGUGAGUGUAUAUAUAAUAUAAUAUAUUUGGUCUUUCAUCAGGUACACAUUUUCUUAAUAUAUGAUGUAUUGAUUCCAAGAAAUAUAUAAGAGUGUAAAAAGUGUGACAACAAGCCCCGGUCGGUCUCAAAGUUAUCAAUUUUUCCAGAUUAAUUUGUGUAAACUUAUUUUUUCUUGUUACCUCAGGAUCUACAAGAGCUCUCCAAAUCCUACCCAGGUGUUCAUAUCGUGACUUUAGGUGAGUCUGUGAAGCUUUGAAGUGUUCUCUAUUGAGACAACAUUCACACUGUCUUUGUCACUUCUGAACCACAUCUGUUGUUGCUGUCACUUUCAUUUUUUAGUUUCUGUGGUUAUGAACAGGAGCGCGGAUAUUUGUCAUAGUGAUAAGAUCUGUUUUCCUGUCUGAGAUCAUAGAUUUCUGCUGUAAUAACAUUUAUAAAUACUCCCUGAAACACUUACUGAUAACCUGUGGUUCCUGCAGAUGUCGAAAGUGAACAGAGUGUGAGCUCAGCCCUGCAAGAGGUCCGAUCCAUUGUAGGAAGUGAAGGUCUCAGCUGUCUGAUCAAUAACGCCGCCAUUGGCUCCAUUGAAGACAUCAACAUGGUCACUCCUGAGGCCAUGAUGAAAAACUUCCAGAUCAACACUGUGGCUCCUCUCUUUGUCACAAAGGUGGGUGCGACACAUGAUCUGGCUCCUGGUUUUAUUUUUAACCCGACAGCUGAGUUCUGGACAGUCUGGAGUCAGUCAAGUGAUAUUUAGCUCAUACAGGUGAAAGGCUGUUACAGUGAUAAAGGUGUUCAAUUUCUGUCAAAGCGGAUGCCAAGGUCCUCUCUGCAGCAUGUUCGAUAUGCUCCAACAGCUGGCCAAUAGAUGGCAGUAUUGACUUUGCCAUGUGUGCAGGUCAUAUAACAAUCCCUUUUGUGUUAGAAUUCAUAGAUCAAUCGUUGUUGCCACUGUUUGUACAGAAAGCACACUCAUAUAGUGGAAACAUCUACCCACAUAUCCCCUGUGAACUCACAUGCGUACACUCACACAUACAUACACAUUUACACAACAACUACUUGGGUGUUUUGUUGUGCUCUUUCCAGGCCGUGGAUCUGUAUCUGUGACCAGAUGGGAGCAGUAGGAAGGAUGAGUUGAGAGGGUGCCUGGGGUCCAGUGUUAUGGUUUGGGCUAAUGAUUUUGAAGACCCUGUAUGUGAUCUGUGUGAGUCAGUUUUUUGUUGGAGGUAGUUAGUGUGUUGUAGUAACAGGGGGAACAGAAGAGGAUAAUGGGUUGGAUAAUCCUUUUGUAAAGCAACAACAGGAGAUGGGGGGGGGCAACAGAAAGGGCUCUGAAUUUACAGCUAACAGGCGGUCUUUGUUAGCAGCAUUUAUGGAUGUCCUUUGUGUGCUGAUUAAAAUUUAGUCUAUUAUCCAGGUUGAGUCCAGAUAUUUGAAGCACUCCACCAUCUUAGCAGUUUCAUCAAUAAUGCUGAUGGGGAUGUGUGUGGGAUUAUGGGCUUAUUAUUGAGGGAUAGGGGAGAUGAUAACCAGUUCUAUUGUUUUUGUGACGUUCAGCUAAAGGUAAUUGUCCUUUCACCAAUGUGUGAAGUGGGAGAUGGAGUCCAAUUAACUUUAAACUGAGUUAUUGUCAUUCAGGAGUGCAGUGACGUUGAGACGGUGGAGUGUCCUGAUCAUCAGAUGGUGUUGAAUAGUGUUGAAGCAGAACUGAAGUCGAUAAAGAGGACUCUGACAAAGCUACCGCGUGUUUCCAGGUGUUGUAGGAGGAGGCAUACCACAGCAUCCUCACUCUCCCUUUUGGCCUUGUACGCAAACUGAUAAGACAGUAGCGCCUGACAUCCAGCUCAUCAAGAAAAUCAUUUGCAAUACUCAGCGUGUCAGGGUCAGUGUGUCUAACAAGCAGGUAUAACUUGGUAUCAUCUGCAUAGAAAUGAAGUAAAACCCCAUGCUGAUCUAUGAUGUGCCCCAGUGGGAGCAUGUAUAAGGAAAGUAAAAAGGGAUCUCAAACAGACCCCUGUGGUACACCAGACUUCAUCAGUGAAAGCAGAGAAAUAGACAUUUAUGGAGACACAGAACCUUGUAUUUGUUUGAUAUGACUUGAACUGCUCUAAAACUCGACCAGAAACACAAACUUAGUGCUGCAGUUUGUCCAGUGUUGUGGUCUAUGGUAUUAAAGGCUGCGCUUUCAGGAGGUUUUAAAAGAAAAGAAAAACCAUGAUUCAUUCUGCUCGAGCUGUUUAAGGAUAGCGCCUUGGCGUUUUUCUAAUGAAUUAAUUUAGCAGGCUGAACUAAGAACCCUGAAUGAGAGCGAUAUUACUGCUGUCAGAGGUGGAUUCUUCAGCUCAGGACAGUAAAUCACUGCUUUUAAUGAUCUGAGCCUUUGAAAAUUUUUGGACCUGUUUUGUCCUUUAUUGGAUGAGGCAGACAGGGAAUACUGGGCGGAGAGAGUCAAGAUUUCAUGGUUUGGAAAGAGGAGGGUUUAAGUUGACUCCUUUCAAGGGGCUGUAGCCUCUGGACACCAACAGGGCUAAACCAGUAAGCCAUCGCCUUUGACACACUAAACCAACCCUGAAACUAUGUCCUGCUUUUACCUCCAUCUUUGUUUUUGUUUAGGCUGUCCCGCCAGACACCUGAUGACUCGUGUUUGACUCGUGUUGACUUGUAUUCUUUGUGUUUAGGCCUUCCUGCCACUGCUGCAGACAGCUGCAGCUCGGUCUGCAGGGAUGGGGAUUCACAGAGCAGCCGUCAUUAACAUGUCCUCCAUCCUGGGUUCCGUCACAUUGAACGAGGGUGAAGGUGCAAACUUCAAGAGCUACUCCUACCGCGCCUCAAAGGUCAGAAACAGCAGAAAAUAGAGACAGAGAUGUGCUCUAUGUUUUUCUGUCUUCACACUCAAACAGCCAACUCUCCCUCUGAUCCUGACAGGCCGCUCUGAACAUGAUGACCAAGUGUCUGGCUGCUGAUCUGGACUCAGACGGGAUCCUCUGUAUGUCUCUGCACCCUGGCUGGGUCAGGACCGACAUGGGGGGACCUCUUGUAAGUAUCAGACAGGAUUAUUUGGUGCUUCAUGACUCAGCUGUUUAUUCCAGCAUCAGGACAUUUCACCUGCAUCAGUAGGUUCUUAUUCUAACUUGAACUCAGUUCUGUUAAAAAGAGCUUCAGAGGUGUCUAACAGCGGUGUCAGCGUGUCCUCAUAUUAACACUGAUGUGUUUAGACAAGUAAAUAGAUCCUGCCCCUUUAACGACAGAAACACAAAAACACUCCAUCAGUGUCAGACUGAAUGAAGGAUGCUAAUGAAACACAGAGGACGCCUGAAAAGCAGGUUAUAAUUUGAUGGAGCUGAAUUAAUGUCAUUACUGUCAUUAGACGGCUUUUCACACCGCUCUGAAUGCAUCACAAAGACGCAUCAUUAACCGUGUAUCUGUGUGUGUGUGUGUGUGUGUUUGUGUGUGUGUGUUUCAGGCUGAUCUGUCAGUGGAGGAGAGUGUUCCUGCUCUGCUAUCCGUCCUCGCUGAUCUGUCAGAGAAAGAUCAGGGAGGCUUUAAGGACUAUCGUGGAGACAACCUGCCAUGGUGAAAUCUGAUGAUCGAUCGCUGCAGGUCUUGAUAAGAGAUAUAAACACGGACAACAUGACGCACAACACACCAGCUUCCUGAAAUAACGGCAAAUAUUAAGAGCUUUUUUACUCAUUUGUAUAUCAAACCAAAACUUUGAGCUUUGCAGCUCAUUUCUAAUUCUGACUUAUUUCAGCUUUGAAAUAUGUAAUCCACCAAUAUCAAGACAUAGUAUUGCACUACAUAGCUGUACACGCUUUGGGAACCUCUGCUCUAGAAUAACCAAGUCGUUUAUUUUUUUAAGAACAGUCUGUAGCUAUUCAUUGUUACACAUCAAAAAGGUCACGUUUAAGGGUGUGCCACAAGGAUCUACUCUUGAUCCCCUGAUUUUACUUUAAUUGAUGACAAUCAGUUGUGAAUUUAAGAGUUUAAGUUACACUUUUUGUAAAUAGGUCAACUUUUUUUUUUUCUCACAAUCAAUGCAAGUUUUAUUUUCUUCAUUAAGCUUUCCACCAUUUAUUUUCAUUUUACAGCAGAAGAAAAUCUGCUAUUAAAGAAAAGAAGAGAAAGAAAUCUCUCUUAGUUUAGUUACAUGAAAAUGUACACUCAGUGUUCAGAGGUUUUGAUUCCUAUCAGUUCUGGGAACUGUUCUGAUUUCUGUUUGUGGUCUGAGCAGUAUUGACCAAUCAGGUGUCAAAAGGAACACAGUCCACCAUGUUGACCUCCAGCUCCCAAAAUUAGUCAUCUAUUUCUGUAUGAAUAGAUAUCUGUACGAAGGUCAGCUAACAUUUUGUUCUAGCUCAAACAUUUACACUGAGACACUAAUCUGACAGAUGCCAAGUCACUGAAGAUAGUCAGCACUAAGAUUUCCUGACUUCCCUGAAUGUAUCAGAAAAGAUGGAUUUGGCCUUCAUUCACCAAACAAACAUUUUCAAUGUAGUUUUCUUCUCCUCUUGAGGACAAACCCAACAAAUCUGGACUUUGGACUAAUCUGCAUCAUAAUGUUGUUAUUUCAGCAAACUAAAGACCUGUUAUUGAGGAGAACAUCACAAGAACAUCAGUUUCUGUUUCAGGUUCAUACUGCUGGAGAAAGUCAGAGUGAAACCUCUGAGAGACUGUUUACAGAGGAACUGAGACUCUCCACAGACCGAUGUAUGGGUUCUUUUUUAGGGGAGCUAGUGCACAUGAAAUAAUUGCUUAUUUAGGAAACCCUUCUGCAGGAAGAAGAGAAAGAUAUGAACAAAAAUUGACCCCUUGAGCUGCUUACUGAACUGUGAAAGGAGGUUUUGGUUGGAAGCUGUUUUGCACUCACUGCUCAGUACAUCUGAAUGCUGAUGGUAACUUCAUUUCAGGGAUAUUUAUUGUUAUCAGGUGACAGCCAGUCGUUCAGAGAUGAAUAAAGUAUCCACUAAAUAAAUAAUAAUAAAUACUAGUACUACUUGCUCUGACAAACAGUGUAGUAUUUGUCCAGGAUUUAUCAGUUAGAGCUCAUGUUUUAAAUUCUUCUUCAUGAUUUAUCACAAAGUUAUAUGAAGUGUUUGUUUUUAUGGGUGCUCUUCUUUAUAAUUAAAACCUGUUAAAGCUUACACCACCACCUGACUGUGAAACGAACCUUAUCAGGAACUUAGGAGUGAUAAUAUUCUGAAUGUGACUGAUGCAAAAGAAAUAAAGUCAAGUUGCCCAGUGA